This is a messenger RNA of Durio zibethinus, 4289 nucleotides long. Its product is annotated as formin-like protein 5. Gene Ontology annotation, biological process: actin cytoskeleton organization; actin nucleation. Gene Ontology annotation, molecular function: actin filament binding. The record is from RefSeq and is a predicted model, not a curated record. Lineage: Eukaryota; Viridiplantae; Streptophyta; Magnoliopsida; Malvales; Malvaceae.
UUAAAGAUUUUCAUUUUGUUUAAAUAUUUUUAAAUCCCUAAAUUGCCCUCCAAUAAAUAGCUUUUUAACAUUUUUUUCUCCUCCACUUGAGUAAAUUUCCAUUUCAAGGCCCAAGAAAAAAAAAUAAAAAUCCCAAAACUAAGAAAAAAUAAAGCCUGGGAAAACAUUCUAUUGUCAACCCUUUUCCAAUAAAGGCAAAAUUUUUGCCUGGUUAAAAUUUUUACGUUCAUUACAACAGCUGUUUUUUUCAAUGAGUUGCUAUUGAUUGGAUCUGAUCAUAAUAAAAGGACCCAUCUUUGUCCUUUUUAUGUUUUCAAAUUUAGGAUCUUUCAAUUACUAAUAAAAAAGUUGGCAAAAUUAAAAAGAAAAGAUUUGAAAUUUGUUGGUUUUUCUCUAUUCAUCAUAACCUUUUUAUGGCUUUCUGGGUUUUUGUUUCAAAAUAUGAUUUUGAUCCCAAUUUUUUGGCUUUCCAAGGAAAGGUAAGUUCUGGGUUUUUUUUUCUUUUUUUUUAAUUUUGAUUCCGAGAUUCAUUUUUUCAUUAAGCUUUUGAGGAUUUUCUACCUGAUUUUAAGGGUUUCUUUUGAGAGAAAAUUGAAUUGAGUUGGUGCCGAAUGGUAUAAGUUUUAAACGUUUGAUGAUAGAAUUUGGUAAGGUUUUGGUUAUUGAUGAAAUGAAAAGGAAUCCGUUUUGUGCUUGUGAUGAUGCUGAUGAUACAAGGACAAAUGGGUGUCAUAAGAGCAAAUUGUUUGGGGUUUUUGGCAAUUCUACUUUGUGUAUCAUUGGCUGUCAACUUGGAUUACACGAAGGUUGGAGAAGAAGCAUUUCUUAACCAAUUACUAGAUCCAGCAACUGGGGAGAUUGAUGAGAAUCUGGCGGAGUCAUUAUGGAUAAGUUGCAGAAAAUAUUUGAAUGAUUUAAAGGAAGCUUUUGAAGAUCCCAAGUUACAACUUCUGGAGGAAACACCCAGUACAACCGAUGAUAUCGAUAGAAAAGGUCACUCAUUAGCAAAAGAAUAUAUUCAGAAAUCGAUUAAUGUUGUCCACCCUCAGUUAAAGCAAGCUCUUUCUGACUGCAUAAGAAAGAAUAAUCUUCUAUUCCAAGUAUCUGGAGAAGAUAAUGGCUUUAAGACUUGGUACACUGGAUAUUUUGAGUCAUUGUUUCGCUGGCGUGAUGUUCCUAGAAGGACUUUAGCUACUCAGAGCACUGCAGUAGCCCCUACCUUGAACUUAGGCCCAUCCUCAUCUCCAUCCCCAGCUCCAGCCCCUUCUCCUGCUUCUGAAUCCCCUGCUUUCAGUCCAGAUCCAUUGCAAAGUCUUGCAUUUCCACCUUCUCCACUUCCUAUACCUUCUCACCAAGAUGCACCUCCAAUAAAUGAUCAUUUGGACAAUUUAAGUCCAGCCAACAGCGAUUCAGAAGACACAGGGACUGAUAACAGUUAUACAAUUAUUGUUGCUUGUGUUGUGACUUCGGUAGUAACAUCUGUUGUUGCGGCAUUAUUCUUCUUUUUAUGCUGGAGUAGAGAUUCUGGGGCUAAGAAAAAUGAUGAGAGGCCCCUUCUCAGUUUAGGCUUUAGUGAUUUCUCCGGUGGUUCUUCUCAUGCAUAUGCUUUUGGAUCUAAUAAAGAAGAGAAGCUUGGUCACCAAUCAUUUGGUAAUGAAUCAAGUCUACACAAAAACGAUUCAACCGACGGCAAUGUUUACAUUGAAUCUAAUGCUCUACAAAUCUCCUUGGAUGGAAAGUCAUCAUUUGGAGCUGUUGCUGAAGCCACCAAAGCCUCAGCUGAAUCUUCGGACAAAUCAGGCAAUACUAAUUUGCAGCUACCACUGCCUCCAGGAAGGGUGGGUCCUUUGAAGUCUCCUCCUGGCAGAGCAUAUCCUCUCCCUCCUGAACCUCCUGCCCCAAUUAGGGCCAGUCCUCCUCCACCUCCUGCACCACCUCCCUCUAUGAAACCUGCUUCUGCCAAUGUAGGCCCUCGACCUCCUCCACCACCUCUACCCCCAGCUGGUGCCAAAUCUGGUCCUCGCCCACCACCUCCCCCAAGUACUGGUCUCGGUCCUCCUAGGCCACCUCCAUCAAUGCCCUUAGGUUCAAAGAUGCCUCGAGCACCGAUUGGACCACAACGGACACCAAAUGCCAUCUCUGGCGAGGGAUUUGGUUUAGGGGAUCAUGCCCAUGCUCCUAAAGCCAAAUUGAAACCAUUUUUCUGGGAUAAAGUUGCAGCCAACCCUGAUCAUUCAAUGGUCUGGAACCAGAUUAAAUCUGGAUCGUUCCAGUUCAAUGAGGAGAUGAUAGAAACUCUGUUUGGGUAUGCAUCUGUUGACAAGAAAAAAAUUGAUGGAAAGAAAGAGCCCUCUGCUCAGGAUGUGCCUCAGUAUAUCCAAAUUCUUGAUUUCAAGAAAGCACAAAAUUUAGCAAUCCUUUUGCGGGCAUUGAAUGUGACCACUGAAGAAGUUUGUGAUGCACUUCGUGAAGGAAAUGAGCUCCCUGUUGAGCUUCUUCAAACUUUAUUGAAGAUGGCACCAACAGCAGAUGAAGAACUCAAACUUAGACUGUUCACUGGUGACAUUUCUCAACUCGGUGCUGCUGAGCGGUUCCUAAAAGUCUUGGUUGACAUCCCUUUCGCUUUUAAACGAAUGGAAGCACUGUUUUUUAUGUGCUCUCUUUAUGACGAGGUUACUGUCACUAGAGAGUCAUUUGAAACAUUAGAGGUUGCUUGCAAGGAACUCAGAAGUAGCCGCUUAUUCCUCAAGCUCUUAGAAGCUGUUCUUAAAACUGGAAAUCGCAUGAAUGAUGGGACAUUCCGUGGUGGUGCAAAAGCUUUCAAACUUGACACGCUUUUGAAGUUAUCAGAUGUUAAAGGGGUAGAUGGCAAGACCACACUAUUGCACUUUGUUGUCCAAGAGAUAAUACGCACUGAAGGUUUGAGAGCUGUCCGUGUUGCAAGAGAAAGCAAAAGUUUUAGCAGCAUAAAAUCUGAUGAUCUUCUUGAGGAUGUUUCCCCUGAUAUGGAAGAGCACUACCGUAGCCUUGGUCUUCAGGUGGUUUCACAUCUAAGUAGUGAUCUUGAAAAUGUCAAGAAAGCUGCAGCUCUCGAUGCUGAAAACUUAACAGGAACUGUUGCCAAACUUGGCCAUGUGUUCCUAAAAGUACGUGAUUUCUUGAACUCGGAGAUGAAAAGUACAGAGGAAGAAAGUGGUUUUCACGAAACAUUAAAGAGUUUUGUGCAGAGUGCUGAGGCUGAUGUCAUGUCAUUGCUCGAGGAAGAGAAGAGAAUAAUGGCUUUGGUGAAGAGCACUGGUGAUUAUUUUCAUGGCAAUGCACAGAAGGAUGAGGGCCUUCGCUUGUUUGUCAUUGUACGAGAUUUUUUGAUAAUUUUGGAUAAGGUGUGCAAAGAGGUUAGAGAUAACCCAAGGAAGCCAGUAAAAAGCACAUAAAAAACAAGUGUCUAAUGCAUCAUCUUCCUCUUAGUCUCACUUUGAACCACCUUCUCCUGAUCCUCAUCAGAAGCUUUUCCCUGCAAUAGUGGAGUGAAGGAUGAAUGAUUCUAGUUCUAGUUCAGAUGACAAGAGUUAAUAGUGUUCAUUUGAAAAAGGUAUGCUGUUCUUAUCUUUGUCAAGCAAAUCUUUUAUGUUGCCACAUUUUAUGCUGAAAUUUAAUAGAUUGUGUUGCUGGUGAGAUAAAUUCAGUUUUUCAUCAGAUGGAUGCUAAUCGUGCAGAGAAGAUAGGAAUCCACUGAAGCAUCAUUGCCGCAAUAUUUUGAUUAAAGGAAUACAUCUGAAGUACCAGCAGAAUGGGAUAAGGAAAAAUGCUAGAUUUCAAUGAAGCCCACAUUGCAAAAAGUUCAGUUGACCUUCCUUUGGUAUUGGAUUCAUGGUUCUUGUUGAUUUCCCCUCAUCUGCCCAACUUGUGCAUUAAUAGUUAGAUAUAAAGAUACCUUCAUAUAUUUUUAAUUUAUAAUUCUUUGUUAAUAGAAGUUUCUGUUGAUAAUUUUUCUUUGAAAGAAUAUUUAUCAGGGUAGUGUUGAAAUUGGAAAUUGCUUCACUGGCUACAAAUUUUAGAGGGAAGAAAUUUUGAUAUCUGUGAUUCUUGAUCUAGUUUGGUGAAUGCCACCAUGUUCUUGCCUUCCUGAAAUGAUAUUAACUGCCUUACCUACUUCUGAUUGCUUUGAGGCUGUUUGAUAGGAAGGAUGGAAGUAGAAAUUGAAUUAGCAGCAUUUUGCUUUGGCUGCUGGUUAGGCAGAUAUGGUAAUUUUGAAAUAUGAUAUAGUGGCAAGACAUAAAAAUGAUGCG